AUGCGCUCUCUUUGGUGGGGGCUUCUGCUCAGUUGGCUGGGCUGUGGAAUGCUGCCCGGAGCCCGGGCCCAGUUCCCCCGGGUCUGCAUGACGGUGGCCAGCCUGGUGGCCAAGGAGUGCUGCCCGCCGCUGGGUGUGGAGCCGGCCAACGUCUGUGGCUCUCAAGAGGGCCGGGGCCAGUGCACGGAGGUGCAAGCCGACACCAGGCCCUGGAGUGGUCCUUAUGUCCUGAAAAACCAGGAUGACCGAGAACGGUGGCCACGGAAGUUCUUCAACCGGACCUGCAACUGCACAGGAAACUUUGCUGGCUUUAACUGUGGAGACUGCAAGUUUGGCUGGACUGGCCCCAACUGCGAUCAGAAGAAACCACCAGUUAUUCGAAAGAACAUUCAUUUUUUGACCCCUCAGGAGAGGGAGCAGUUCUUGGGUGCCUUAGACCUCGCGAAGAACACCACACACCCUGACUACGUGAUCACCACGCAACACUGGCUGGGCCUGCUUGGGCCCAACGGGACCCAGCCACAGAUCGCCAACUGCAGCAUUUAUGAUUUCUUUGUGUGGCUUCAUUAUUAUUCUGUUAGAGAUACAUUAUUAGGACCAGGGCGCCCCUACAAGGCCAUUGAUUUCUCACACCAAGGACCCGCCUUUGUCACCUGGCAUCGGUACCAUUUGUUGUGGCUGGAAAGAGAUCUCCAGCGACUUAUUGGCAAUGAGUCCUUUGCUUUGCCCUACUGGAACUUUGCCACUGGGAGGAAUGAGUGUGACGUGUGUACAGACCAACUGCUCGGGGCAGCAAGACAAGAUGAUCCGACUCUGAUUAGUCAGAACUCAAGAUUCUCCAGCUGGGAAAUUGUCUGUGAUAGCUUAGAUGACUACAACCGCCGGGUCACUCUGUGUAAUGGAACCUAUGAAGGUUUGUUGAGAAGAAAUCAAGCGGGAAGAAACGGUGAGAAAUUGCCAUCCUUAAAAGACAUAGAAGGUUGUCUGUCUCUCAAGCAGUUUGACAAUCCUCCUUUCUUCCAGAACUCUACCUUCAGCUUCAGGAAUGCCCUGGAGGGGUUUGACAAAGCAGAUGGAACCCUGGACUCCCAAGUGAUGAGCCUUCACAAUUUGGUUCAUUCCUUCCUGAACGGGACAAAUGCUUUGCCACAUUCUGCAGCCAAUGAUCCCAUAUUUGUGGUCCUCCAUGCCUUUACUGAUGCCAUUUUUGAUGAGUGGAUGAGAAGAUUCAAUCCUUCCGCAGAUGCUUGGCCUCAGGAGCUGGCACCCAUUGGUCACAAUCGGAUGUACAACAUGGUUCCUUUCUUCCCUUCGGUGACUAAUCAGGAAUUAUUUUUAACCGCAGACCAACUUGGCUACAGCUAUGCCAUUGAUCUUCCAGACUUUUUUUCUUCUGUUUUAAUUUCAGUUGAAGAAACUCCAAGUUGGUCCGUGACUCUCCCAGUGGUUAUGGGAAUGCUGGUGGCUUUGGUUGGUCUUUUUGUCUUGCUGGCUUUCCUGCAGUACAGAAGACUUCGCAAAGGAUAUGCGCCCUUAAUGGAGACACACUUGAACAAGAGAUACACAGAAGAAGCCUAGGAUGCUCAUGCCUUACCCUAGAGAAGAGGCCAGCCAAAGAGACCUUGUUGCUGAGACCCUGACAACAAACUAAUCCUCACUGUUCUUCCUUUAGCUAAAGAUCUUUGGCACAGCUCAUUCUGUUGUGAUGGUGACCCCAAACACAGAUGAUGCUUAGCUGUGGUUUGCUUUUCUGUGUAACAGACUGAAGCUGAAGUGCUUGAGGCUAUCUCUACCAUCAAACAAAGGUAGAGCUGAAGAUGUGUGCUAUCUCAUAAUAGUUCCCCAUAUUGAUUUAGCCUCCUCAGUGUUUUGAGAACAUAAAAAAAAAGUUGGUAGUGUAGAUUUAUUGUAA
Myotis lucifugus (little brown bat) is the source of this 1912-nucleotide messenger RNA. RefSeq names its product dopachrome tautomerase (gene DCT). The coding region runs from base 1 to 1578 and encodes 525 amino acids. Gene Ontology annotation, biological process: ventricular zone neuroblast division; melanin biosynthetic process from tyrosine; developmental pigmentation. Gene Ontology annotation, molecular function: dopachrome isomerase activity; oxidoreductase activity. Gene Ontology annotation, cellular component: melanosome. The record is from RefSeq and is a predicted model, not a curated record. The transcript is spliced from 8 exons. Lineage: Eukaryota; Metazoa; Chordata; Mammalia; Chiroptera; Vespertilionidae.